CUAUUUUUCUCUUAUAAAAUGAACAAUAUCAUUGUAGGAUAAUAUCAGAAUCUUUUUUAGUUAAAAAGGCCAGACACCUCCACAAAAACACGCAGUGUUUAUAUGCAGCCAUCAAAUAUGGCUAAGAAAUUGGAGCACCGUGGAGUUAUGGCUAAUGACGACGGUGAUGGUCCAUUUAGAGAUCCACUACCAAACUUCUCCGAUAUGUUUCCAAGCAACUUCCCUGAGGGUUUGCGAAUGUUAGUCUUCGAUGAAGAUUCAUCGCAUCUUCAGAUGUUGGAGACAAAUCUCCAAAAGUUUCAAUACCAAGUGACUAUAUGUAACGAAGAGAACAAAGCUAUGUAUGCACUCCGUAACCAUAGGAAUAGGUUCGACAUCGCUAUAAUACAAGGAAAUAAUUCAGACGGUGAUAUGUUCCGGUUUCUCUCGGAGAUCGGAUCGGAAAUGGAUCUUCCAAUCAUCAUAAUAUCUGAAGACAAGUCAGUGCAAUCGGUGAUGAAAUGGAUGAUUAACGGUGCUACUGACUAUCUUAUAAAACCGAUAAAACCCGAAGAGCUACGGAUAAUAUUCAAACACUUGGUAAAGAAGGUGCGAGAAAGGAGGAGUGUGGUGACCGGAGAAGCUGAAGAGAAAGCAGGAGGUGAGAAAUCAUCCUCUGUGGGAGAUUCCACCAUAAGAAACCCUAACAAGAGAAAAAGAAGUAUGUGCCUUGAUGCAGAAGUCAACGAGGAGGAUCGUCAUGAUCAUAAUGAUCGUGCUUGUGCUGCUAGCUCUAAGAAAAGACGAGUCGUGUGGACCAAGGAGCUUCACAAAAAGUUUGUCGACGCCGUGGAAUAUCUUGGACUCGAUAAAGCUGUUCCCAAGAAAAUUUUAGAGCUUAUGAAUGUUGAAAACCUCAGUCGAGAAAACGUAGCCAGCCAUCUUCAGAAAUACCGGAUCACUCUGAAGAAGGAUGAAGAAAAGAUUAAGAAAGAGGAAAUGAACAAAUCUUUAAUACCCCCGCAAGAGGUAACAGUCUAUGUUGGAGAAGUUCCAUCAAACUUCUACAGAGGAGGAAAUGGUCAUUUCCCAACACAUCAUAUCAACAAUAUUCCUCAACGUUCUUAUGUGCCGCAACACACCAUGAACCCUAACGAUAUCAACACACAGCUCAUACCAUCUCGGGGACAUCAUUUUGAUCAUGAUGUCGCUAAAAACCUAAUGAUUAAUCAACAAUAUCUUCAUCACCAUCAGACCUCGGACUUCAAGUCACAAGAGAAUUUUGGUAAUAACUUAACCGAGGAAGAUUUAGUGGAUGCAACAAGCUAUUGGUACGGGCCAGAGGCUGCUUCUUUCGAAACGAGGAACGUUCAUGAAGUUGUGCCAUCGGCCAUGUUUCCUUCACCUCCGCCGGCUUCUUCUUAUGAUUACUCACGUAGUUCCUUUCUUGAUCAGCGAGAAAAUGGAGGACUCAGCUACAAUAGUGGUUGGUCCGUACAAAAAAACAGACAACCCUAAUCUUACUUGGUAUGAUUAGAUUCUAUUCUUUUUUAAGAUGAAUCCAAGAUUGGGAUUGGCAAGAAGGGAUCAAGAUGGGGGGUCAAGAUCGGGGCCAAGCAUGAAGACGGGUUUAGUGUUCAAUUCAUAUUC
This is a messenger RNA of Arabidopsis lyrata subsp. lyrata, 1629 nucleotides long. Its product is annotated as putative two-component response regulator-like APRR4. The record is from RefSeq and is a predicted model, not a curated record. Gene Ontology annotation, molecular function: DNA binding; DNA-binding transcription factor activity. NCBI's taxonomy places the organism in Eukaryota, Viridiplantae, Streptophyta, Magnoliopsida, Brassicales, Brassicaceae. The coding region runs from base 103 to 1497 and encodes 464 amino acids. The transcript has 6 exons. Gene Ontology annotation, cellular component: nucleus. Gene Ontology annotation, biological process: regulation of DNA-templated transcription; cytokinin-activated signaling pathway; phosphorelay signal transduction system.